CACAUGACGGUGUUGUGGGUAUAUUACUCCAAAUGUGUGAGUGGGCUCCUCACUGCGGAGCUGCAGGACUCUCACAGACUCUGGUGCAGCUUCGGUCUCAGUGUCUCUGUGUCUCAGUGUCUCUGUGUCUCAGUGUCUCUGUGUCUCUGUGUCUCUGUGUCUCUGGGUGUAAAUGACUGUGUGACAGCUGCACGACUGGAGGAGCAGGAGGAAGCUGGAGGUGCAGCGAACAGACCAAACUUCUUCUGGGGGGAAAUUAUGAGAAACGUGGAGCUGUGAUUUUUUUUUUAUUUACUUUUGAAUUCCUCAUCCAUUUGACAGCAGACAAGGGCGGAGAUGGAGAACAAGGCCAUGUACCUGAGCACAUAUGAGGAGAGAGAAAACGGCUCCAUGUACGAAGAGGCCUACGAUGGACACAGCUUGUCCAAACUCAACCUGUGUGACGAAGGUUCUGGAAAGCGUCGCAGGAAGCAGGACCAGUGCUGCGGUCACCUCAACUCGCUCUCAGCCAUCAAAUACGCCAUUGUUUCCCUCUACAUCCUGGUUCUUCUCACCAUCUUUGGACUCUGCCUGACAGUCUCUCGCUCCCAGGUGUCUUCACAGCGACAGGAGGUGCUGAUGGAGAACGUCACCCGGAUGUCGGAGCGCUCUCGGCUGCUGCAGCAGAACCUGGGCGAGGCGUCCACGCAGGCCGACCUGCUGGAGAACAUCUGGAAACUGGAGAACCUCUUCCAGAACCACAGCGACUGGCUGCAGAGGCUGGAGCUCCUCAUCAAGGGCGUGGAGGUGGAGCUCAGGAGCAUCCAGGCGUACUCUCUCCAGUCCGAGGGCUACCUGGUGCAGCUGGACGACAGGUUGUCCUCCCUGAGCAGCUCCGCCAGCAGAAACCUGACGGGCUUGAUCGCGGAGGUGACGAGAGCGUCCACCUGGCUCCGAGACCAGGACCGCCUGCUCCGGGAAACCUCAGGGAAGGUGAGCGGGCUGAGAGAGAAACUGGACGACGUCAACUGGACGGUGGGAGCUGUCAAUCACACCUUCAGCAAUGACAUCAGCGUUCACAACCUGAAGAUACAGGACUUACAGAUCCAGAUCAGCAACAUCACGGAGGACACCAGCAGUUUGUGGGUGACCCACGUCCACACGGAGGCCCAGCUGAGGAACGAGAUGGAGAUCCUCAACACGAUCACUGAGGACCUCCGUCUGAAGGACUGGGAGCACUCCCUCAGCCUGAAGAACCUCACCAUCAUUGAAGGGCCUCCGGGACCUAAGGGAGAUAUGGGUGACACUGGACCAUUCGGGGCCCCUGGGGCCCCUGGGUUGACUGGCCUGAGAGGGUUUACGGGAGAAAAAGGCCUCCAGGGCCCGCGUGGCGUUAAAGGGUCGGUCGGGGUCGAAGGUGUUCAAGGACAAAAAGGAGACGUUGGACCUGCUGGGCCUAGAGGUGACAGAGGAGAACGGGGGCAAAAGGGGGAUCGGGGAAACCGAGGAGAGAAAACAGUGGAGGAGACCCUGGUGCGGUUGGUAAACGGGUCGGGUCCUCACGAAGGCCGCGUGGAGGUUUUCCACGAACGCCGCUGGGGGACGGUGUGUGACGACGUCUGGGACAAGAAGGACGGGGACGUGGUGUGCAGGAUGCUGGGAUACCGAGGAGCAUCUGAGGUCCAUAAGACCGGACGCUUCGGACUAGGAACUGGUCUGAUCUGGAUGGACGACGUCGCGUGUACAGGGACGGAGGACACCAUCCACCAGUGCAACUUUCCUGGCUGGGGCAAAACCAACUGCGGCCACGUUGAGGACGCUGGCGUCACCUGCACCGUCUAAACCGCGUCGAUCCAGCUUCUGCUGCAGCGGCAGCUCAACGUCUCCUCAAACUGUGCCUUCCUUUUUAAAGCCGCUUCACGGUGAACAACGUCCCGCUGGUGACUUUUUUUAGAGACUGAAUCAUGGGGCGAAUGCAAAGACUAAAUUCUGGUUUUAUUGACUGCGUAGUGAGAGAUUUUACUCUUUGAUCAACCAACAGGAGUCUUCAUCAGACUGGAUCCCGGAGCUCACCUGUGAAGGGUCAAAGGUCAGCUUUGUGAAGUUGCCCUCAGAGGCUGAUCUGAGAUCAGCUGGUUGCUUUGUUUUCCCUCCAGUGUGGAGAAAAAAACUGAUUUGACGAAUUCUUCAUCAGCCGUCGUCUCCGAGCUGCUGACGAGCUGAAACGGCACAUAAUGAAACCGAUUAGACUGUGAUGGACGACCGCUGGUGAACUGAUGUUUCAUUUACAGGCAGCUGCUCUUCUCCGUAUCGUGUAGAAAUGGCUUUUGUGCUUCAUCGUAUCCCGUCGCUCAGUUAACAGUCAUCUGGGGAUUUUUCAGCCCUGAUACCCGAAUUAAAAAAAAACGCAGCUAAACAUUUUCCCGUCACGUAAUCUGUUCACAUCUGAACCGUAACAUCUGUGUGUCUUUUAACCUGCUCAUCACCAAACCACUGCUUACUCUGUGCUUUAUGUUUGUAAAGAAAGUACAAGUCUGCAGCUAACAGGGUUUUGAAUUGGAUGAGAGUCACUGCCGUUGACAGAUGAAGUGAUUAUGAAGAAAAGAGAACAGAUGAGUAUAAACAGAUGGAUGCUGGGAUGCCUGCCCUGCACAAUUUAUAACAGUGGGUCUGUCGGUGUUUACUGCCAAACGUUGGGUUGUUUCAGUAUUAGUGCGCGCACACACACACACACACACACACACACACACACACACACACACACACACACACACACACACACACACACACACACACACAAAAACACACAGACUAAACCAACCAUAACAUACAAGUGUUUUCUUCUAAUUUUUACUCCUCUCUCAGUGGGUUUUAAACUUUAUAGCUCCUCUCAAAUCCAGCAAAGUUGGUACCUCCCAAGUGUCCUGGCUCACGUCUCCGUCUGAGCUUAAAGAACACACCAAACCACACGCUGGAACAGAACAUGUGCAGGAACCUGUCUCUUCACGCAGCCAUGAUUUAUGUAUGGAGAGGGAAAAUAUUUUUCAUGCACCGUGAUUUUUUCUACCCUCCACGGGCUUGUAGUUAAAUUCCCUUCGCUCUUAUAAUCUGUGGUGUCCUCCAUCAAAAUGUCUCCGCCCCACUAACGUAUGAAUACAGAUAUAAAUUUGACCGCGGCCAGAAAUGACUUUUUUCUACCUCAUGUUAACGGGCCGUCUUGGUGUUUGACGUGGUUUCCGUUUUUAAACCACGACUCUGUCAGAGAAACCAGAUUAAAGCAUGAAAAGAGGGAAGGGGAGUCGUGGGGGACUUUAAAAAGUCUUGACAGAAGUUAAAGCAACACAAAAGGGAAUCGUGGGUAGGACACAUGUUUGUGUUGUGUAUUUUUACGGCUCCGCGGCAGCGACAGCCAGCGGCCGGAGGCUUGGUGUUUUCCGGUUUCAUCCGUCCGUCACAUUCUUGUGAACGUGAAAUCUCCAGAACAUCUUGAGAGAAUUUCUUCAAAUGUGGUACAAAUGUUCACCUCUGAUCUCACGGAUUAACUGAUUCGAUUUGUGGACGGGGGGUCAAAGGUCACGGCGGCCUCACACAACAUGUUUCUUUGGCCUCUGUAAUGUGAUAUAUCAAGUCUGCCUUCAGGGGAUUUCUUCAACGAUUUUAGUUUUAUGUUAUUGGAUAAUACUCGAGUCUUUGUGCAGAACAAAAAAACGUGUAUAAUUCAUACCAUGUUUUAUGAUGGAGUAACUUUUUAUGCAUGUCAGCAUUACUACAUACUGUUUUUUGUAUUGUAUUAAACAAGCAUAGUUGAAAACAUCACAACUUUUACACCUGAGACCAGAAGGAUUUUUAGUUUUAAUUUUCACUUUCUUCUGUUUGAUGUGGAAGAUUUUUCACUUUGUUCACAACAGUUUUACGAAAGCAAUAAUACUUUAAAAUGUUGCUCACUGUGACGACCGGGACUUUAAGAAACCAACGCUGCACGAUGUGGCUGCUGGAAAGUCCAAUGUUUCAUAGUAUUAUUAUUAUCAUAGCACUCAUUAGAGCUGAAUGUAUUAAUUAACCAAUAAGUCACUCAUUGGGAAGAGCUUUGAUCAUUUCAUAAUCAUUUAACCCAUUUUCAUGCUAAAACAAUUCCAUGGCUUCUGAGUCAGUCGUCUAAUAGCAUUAUAAAUUGAAUAUAUUUGGAUUUUGGACAUAACACAGGAACAUUCCUCAGGAAAAUCAUGCUGGACUUUUAUUUUUGCAUAUUUUAUGAGGGCAAACAAUCUAUUAAAUGAGAAAUAGAUCAUCAUCUUCAUCAUCUUCAAAACACCUGAAUAUACUCAAUGCCUGUCUUAACAUUUUAAGUGAACACUCAGUCAGACUGUAAUGUAUUCAUUUGAGACUUUAAUACAAAAACAUAAUUUCUGUUUCGUAGAGCGCUUGUCAGCAAUCUGAUAAUCAGUCAGUAGAGGGCACUGCUCUGAUGGUGUCAUCAUUACGAUGGGUGUUACUAAUAUCCCAUAGUGCAUUGGGGCCAUUUUAAAGCCUCCCACCUUGAAUCAGAGGUGUGUGGCAGGGGUUUGAAAUUGGAUCUAUAAUAAAAGGGCCUCAGCCGGUGUUCAGGGGUCUGAAACACGUGAGGACGUCUUGACUCUUGUGUUUAGUCUGUUAGCUUUGGUCGCUUGAUUAAAUGAGGGCAUGUGCACAUGUACGUGUUCUCACAGUUCUGAAGAUUCUCAGAGCCAGAGUCUGAGUUCUGGAUCUUGUGAAGUGUUGCCAGACGGGUCCGGCCGGCACCUGGCAGUGACGCCAGCACCGACUGUGACUCCAAAGGCUUGUUUGAGGAUCAUGUUCCCGGCAGCCUCCAAAAUAUGCAGCUUGAUGUAAGGAGGCGGAAGUGGAGUUGUUCUGCAAAGCGUUGCUGCAAGUCAGGGGAGAGAGUGAUGAAGAGCACCUGAAGCUCACCCUCUUCAUCUUUAACGUUCGGUCUGACCGAAGCUGACGAGGGUUCCCUCUUCAAGAACAGUCGAUAUUCAGGGCUAGCACUUGUAUAUCCUGCACCCCUCAUGACUUCAGCUCUGUUUUAUUUCACUCCUGUUGACUAGAGGUCGGCUUUGUGUAGAUGUCACCUUCCAUUUCUGAAGAUUGUUCAUUGACAUCAUGUAGGAACAAGUGAAAACCCUCUGAGAUGUCACCCACUGGAGAGUUUCUCUACUUUUCACCUGAUUUAUAACCUCAGUAAGUCUCUGGAGGUCUUAAACCAGUGGGUGACGUCCCGGUGGGUUUGGAUCCUCGUGUCGCAGCUAAAUGUAUUUCGACAGAAGUUCUUCACUGUCUAUCAGAGCUCAGCAGGUAAUGAACGGCUGUGACGUGGUUUGAUGACGCCUUAAAGCCUUAUCUUUCAAACUAAGAACACCUAAGUGCACUUAAAUGAGUAUUUUUUCCUCCGAAGGAUUUUUAAAGGGAUUUGUUUUCAUGUAAACUCGGUUAUACUAAGACCUUUGUACUACUUUGGCAUAACGGCUCUGAGCACUUCUGCAUAUACACGUGUGUGUGUUUUUAUUACAUUGUGCUGGUCAUAACACAUAUAAGGGCUUCAGAGUUAACGUACAGGAGUAAAUGCUUAACUCAAACAUGAUCAUGUCAAGAAAAUACAUUUGCUUAAAGAAAUACACAACUUUUUACUUAAUGUUCUGUAGAUUUUUGUACCACUAAAAAUGUUGUAUAUGCACUGCUGAAAUAAUAAACUGUAGAUUUGUUUAAACGG
Hippoglossus stenolepis (Pacific halibut) is the source of this 5728-nucleotide messenger RNA. RefSeq names its product scavenger receptor class A, member 5 (putative) (gene scara5). The record is from RefSeq and is a predicted model, not a curated record. Gene Ontology annotation, molecular function: ferritin receptor activity. Gene Ontology annotation, cellular component: plasma membrane. Gene Ontology annotation, biological process: iron ion transmembrane transport. The transcript is spliced from 12 exons. The coding region runs from base 337 to 1821 and encodes 494 amino acids. Lineage: Eukaryota; Metazoa; Chordata; Actinopteri; Pleuronectiformes; Pleuronectidae.